This is a messenger RNA of Lachancea lanzarotensis, 1296 nucleotides long. RefSeq names its product LALA0S03e05138g1_1. Lineage: Eukaryota; Fungi; Ascomycota; Saccharomycetes; Saccharomycetales; Saccharomycetaceae. The record is from RefSeq and is a predicted model, not a curated record. The transcript has a single exon. Bases 1 to 1296 code for a protein of 431 amino acids.
AUGGUUCCAGUGCUCAAAUUGCAGCUAGAUCCACCAGGAAAUGGUGAAUUCUAUACUCUCGAGGAUACAAUGACUGGUGAGCUCGUUUUGGAGUUGGACAAGCCUCUGUCGAUUCGAGAAAUUGUUAUCAGCCUGGUGGGGAAUUCAGAAACGCUAGUAAGACCCGGCGAACAUUCGAAAAACGGAACAAGAACAAGCUUACAAGUGCCUUUAGAGGAUGAAAAGUCUUGCCACAAGAUUCUGAAAUCCGAGGUGUCCGUAUUCCCACCUCAAAAUGUCAAAACUGCGAUCAGUAGUCCUAAAAAAGCAUUCAAAGUUGAACAUGGGAAGUACAACUUUGGCUUUGAGUUUAAACUUCCAGUGACUCCCCAAUGCAUUGCUACACAUCCUAAAAAAGUGUACACUUAUUUGAAAGACGAGGAAACGAUUGUACUGCCGCCAAGUUUCAACAGCGCGCUAAAGUCGCAACACGUCCAAAAUCUGGAUCUGUACUUUUAUUCUCUGGGGAAAGUCGAGUAUUAUGUCGAAGCAGCGGUCUUAACGGGAAACGACGACUCUUGGUUCAGAGCAUUCAGAGUGUCGAAUCUCACCAUGAGAAAGUAUUUCGAGCUAAUCCCGGCAAACUCCGCACAGAAACAGCUGCAAACCAUUAUGCAAAACCAAAACAGCGCUCCUGUGAUGACCUUCGUGUCAAAAAACGACGUGACAUUCAAGGAAGAAGACUUGAGGCUUUGGACAGAGGUAAGAUCCCGACAGUUGCGCUCCGUGUACAGACUGGACGACAUGUUUCUCAGUGGAUGCAAUAAGUUCGACCAUGUUUUUCUACUGAUGUCUUCGCCGUUUCCUGAGGAUUCGAGCCUCAGCUUAGUUCGUGUAGAGCUGAAUCUCAUAGAGUUUGCCACCUACCUAGCUGGCGGCCGGUCAAAUGCCAAUUUGAAUAGCCUGCGGUUGGCAAAGGGUGCUGGGGAUCUUCAGAUUGAUCUUUCUCAGAGCUACACCAAUUCAGAUGGACAUCAGGAAUGCCCGAUUAACAUUGCAGAACUCGCAGACCUCGGCAAGUUCUGUUUCAACGAAGAAGAUUUCAGAUACAGAGGAAACCGUUUGUACAGCUUCGUUUCCUGUAAUAUUCGACGGUUAUUCAAGUUUCAACUGUUCUUGACCAUGACGCUCAAUGGAAGAGAUACUUUCCAGUUUGAAGUGCUGACAGAUUUCAUCAACGUAUUCUGCGAAUCCGUUACCGUGGAAGCUCAUCCUCCGGCCUACGCAGAAGAUGAACCACUACCGAGCUACAAGUAA